ACCCGUACGCUUCUCACUGCUGUGUUUUACUGCGGCCAUUGUGUGAGCUUUUUAAAUCGUAAAAAACUGUGCGAAAAUCAUGAAAUAACUCGGGGAUCUUUCGUGAAGUCAUGGCAGACAAAUCCAAGUCCAUAAUGAAGAAACCGGACGGCAUUAAGAGCGAGCCGAUGGACAUAGACGAACUCCAGUCGAAUGAAAGCGACGGUGAAACUGAGCAUGGGAUGAGAGUUGGCGAGGAAUAUCAAGCUGUUGUACCAGAUAUUAUUACAGAUAAAGACAAGUAUGAACCUUCUCAUAAAGCACUGUUAGUUUGGUCUCCAAAUGCAAACAUAACUGAUCAAAAAUUGGAUGAAUAUCUACAAAGAGCUAAGGACAAACAUGGUUAUAAUAUGGAACAGGCUCUGGGGAUGCUGUUUUGGCACAAACAUAAUAUUGAUCGAUCACUUACAGACUUGGCCAACUUCACACCUUUUCCAGAUGAAUGGAGCAUGGAAGAUAAAGUCCUGUUUGAGCAAGCUUUCAAUUCACAUGGAAAGUCUUUUAAGAAACUUCAACAAAGUCUUCAAGACAAGCCAAUCAGUAGUUUGGUAAAGUUUUAUUAUUCAUGGAAAAAAACAAGAAGUAGGACAAGUUUAAUUGAUCGGCAAGCAAAACGAGUCGCCCUUCAACGCGAUCAGAGUGAUAAUGAAAGUGAUAAAUCUGACACUAGUGACAGUGAUUUUGAACCUGAAAAAGAGGGACGUUCAAAUGGAGGCAUAAAGAGAAGCCUACCUGGAAAACAGAACCAUCCACCACCACAAAUUGUCCCAGCAAGUCUUUGUUCAAACUGUGGUACCCAGGGAGGUCAGAUGCACGCCACUACCAAAGGAAUGCUUUGUAAUGCUUGUUAUCAGUUCUGGAGGAGAACAGGAAUUAUGAGGUCAAGAUCAUCUAAUCAUGCAAAGAGUGACAGCCACAACGCAAGAUCUCAAGGAAAGGGAAAGAGGAAACCACCAAAGGGUAUGACAAUCACUCAGGAGUCACUGUUGGUUGUCAGCGGUCUACAUAGUAACGCACACUUGCGACCUUUGGACAUGGAUAUUAUCAACCUGAAACGUCACAUACAAAGCAACAAACAGGGUAUUAGUCAGGAUAGAUUCGACUUGCAGGCUGGUAUCAAUAAUGUACGGGGUCUGGAGCCAAAUUUAAAGAAUAAUGCAAGAUGGAGCAAUGAAGAACUGACCUUAGCUGUUCAAUCUGUUCGCCGUUAUGGGAAAGACUUCCAAGCGAUGGCAGAUGUCUUACAGAACAAGACUGUUAGUCAGUGUCGUAAUUUCUUUGUGAAUCACCGUAAACGUUACGAUCUUGAACGAAUCCUGGAGGAGUAUGAAGCUGAGCAAGGAAUAGUCAGAACAGAUAAGAAAGAUGGUGAUCAGGUUCCCUCGCCAGACUCCGGUGGUUCGUCUGUACCAUCACCUGGGACAGCGCAAGGUAAUCCCCCACCAUUGACAAAACCCAGUCCAGUUUCAACUCAGGCAAUGUUUACCAAUCCUGUGCCAUAUCGAAAUAAUGUACCAAGCACUGGUCUCUCAGUUCCACCACCACCACUCAUCAAACCUACACCAAUGAAUUACCCAGUCCAGGUUCGACUUCCCACUGGAGUCACAUCCCCACCGCCACAGUUGAUAACCCAGGACUCUCCAUACGGUCCUCCACACACUGGUGCCACCCCGCCACUACGACCGACCAAAGUUUAAAGUUUUGAUUGGAAAAAAACACUUUUGAUAUAAUCGAUUUUUUGAUAAUCAUUGGGAAACAUUCGGAUAAAAAUAAUGUCAAUAUUUAUUUCAAAAUAAUAUGUGAUGGAAGCAUAUAGCUUCUUAUAUCAACCCCCAAGAUAUUCUAUAAACCAUUCAAAUACAUCCUGCCCCACCUAUCCUGCAGCAAGAGGAGACAUUAAACUAAUGUAAUUAAACCCACUUCAUGCACCUUCCAUUUUACAACAAGUCUGCAAAGAUAGGAAACUCCCCCUUGCCCCAUAGGAGGGGUCGGUAUAGUGUUGGGCAAAAAAAUAUUUGAGCUCCCUGUGGUUGGAAUUUCAAUUUUUUUUGAAACUGUCAGAUGGAAAUAUAGACAAUCAAUUUGAUAAGCUCUGUUGGUAUGAUCCUGUGAAUGUUGCCAUUAAUUAAAGAUGC
Molecule: messenger RNA, 2174 nt
Organism: Dendronephthya gigantea
Lineage: Eukaryota; Metazoa; Cnidaria; Anthozoa; Malacalcyonacea; Nephtheidae
Product: REST corepressor 1-like
Exons: 15
Coding region: 111-1736 (541 amino acids)
Biological process (GO): negative regulation of DNA-templated transcription; regulation of transcription by RNA polymerase II
Cellular component (GO): transcription regulator complex; histone deacetylase complex
Molecular function (GO): transcription corepressor activity
Source: RefSeq, a predicted model, not a curated record